Messenger RNA from Ambispora gerdemannii, 4257 nucleotides. NCBI's taxonomy places the organism in Eukaryota, Fungi, Glomeromycota, Glomeromycetes, Archaeosporales, Ambisporaceae. The record is from the annotation of a GenBank genome assembly.
AUGUCCGAUUCGCGUCAAACAACCUUACCACCACAUGCACCUCCAACAGAAAGCACACGGACUGGCUUAUACCACCCUACCCUUACAGAAAUUCAACAAGACUCCAUAUCUAAACUUGCCGAAGAACAUUGGGCUCACAAAGAUCCCGAGUCAAGAAAGUGGGAUGCCUCGGUGGUUGAGAAAAUUUACUAUAAAGAGUUGCAAGAGACUGAGUUUACAACAAAGAAAUUGAUGUUGUUAGAGUUUAGCCAGUAUCUUGAAAAGUAUCUAUGGCCGAAUUUUGGCGCGUCCAAAGCUUCACUAGCUCAUGUGUUGUCAAUAGUCUUAAUGGUCAAUGAAAAAUUCAGGGAGCGUGUAUCAGCUUGGGAUAGUUUCAUGAAUUUGCCUGCACAAUUUCCGGAAUUCUUUAGUCGUGUUCUGCACCUCUCGGUUCCCCCUUUAGUAAAUAAUUUGACGCUACAAAAUGCUUGCGGUAAAUAUUUCAAAGAUAUGAAGGAUCUCUGGAAUAGAAUUAAAAAGGAGGCUGAGUUUCGUAUGAAUAAAGAAUUAAAAGACACUUGGACGCGUGUUGUUAAAAGACAUCGAGCUACUGCUGAUGAAGCACACAAGCAGAGGCUAGAGUUUGAAAGGUCUUGGUUAGGUGAACUGCUUAAAGGAUUCAUCUCAAUUUUAUACUCUAUACCAGAAACAGGACCUACAAAUGGUGACGCCGUGGCUUACUGUGAACGCUUUCUAGAAUUUCUUAUUGAUCUGGAAGCUCAGCUUCCUACCAGACGAUUCUUCAAUACCUUGCUUGAUGAUCAUCAGAUUGUUGUUCUGUGUAGAUUGGCUCCAAUAGUUAGACGCAAGGAAGGCAGUGAACUUUUUUUGCAACUUUUGGAAAUGUUAAAAUUCUAUGCUGGUUUCGAAAUCAGCGAUUUCGAUGGAUCAGCCUUGACAGACGACGAGAUGACAGCAAUCCAUUGUAAAAGAUUGACUAAAUUACAACAUAUAGCAUACAUGUACUUCAAAGACUCACUAAACUCGUUAGCUUUAUCUAACUUAGCAUCGAUAGAACGUCGAUCCGACUUACAUCGGCAUUUCGAUUCUUUAUCAUACGAGGAACUAAUUCGAUUAUGCGAGCAUCUCGAUGUUCGAACACAAAAACUGGCAGGCGAAGGAUCUUACGAUAAAGAUUUUCUUGUGGAAGUUUUGAUAACUAAAUACGAGAGGAGAAAGAGUCAGAUUGAUAUGAUCAAUUCGACGCCUUUGUAUCCUGAUGAAAAUGCACUUUUCGACGACGCGGUUGUCAAGACACAAUUUUACUCGGGCGAAACUCCGUUGGCCCUACCAAAACUAAACCUACAAUUUCUCACUAUACAUGAUUACUUGUUACGUAAUUUCAAUUUAUUUCGGCUUGAGAGUACAUAUGAAAUCCGUCAAGAUAUUGAGGAUGUUGUUAAACGUUUGGCGCCACGCAUAACGUACCCUCUCGGUAAGACAGAAUUUACAGGAUGGGCUCGUAUGGCUGUAGAGAUCGAUCGUUUCAGUAUUGUAGAUGUUGCUAAGCCUAAUCUCGGAGAGGAACAUCCGUCUCUUGUCAAGGCUGAUAUCACAUUUAAUAUUGGUCGAUACACGGAAUCAAUUCGUAAUGAAUGGGAUUCUUUGAAGCAACACGAUGUUUUGUUUCUUUUAACCAUUCAAGCACAUGACGAAACUGACGAAAAAUACCAGGAUGACAUGCCGUUCAGGCAGCAUUUUGGUUUGAAAUAUGUGAGAGGGUGUGAAUUGAGCGAAAUCAUUGGCGAUGACGGCAAGCCAAUCGAUGAAGUUGGCAAGCCUCGCAUUGACGAUCGAAGACCGAAAAUUUCUGGUAACAUGAGAACAUUGCGUGUACUUUUAGAUACUAAUCAAUAUAAGGUCGAUAUGGACCGAUAUACUCGAGAAAAAACCGAUGAUGUUUAUGAGACUUUCAAUGUGGUGAUGAGACGAAAACCAAAGGAAAACAAUUUCAAAGCUGUACUUGAGACUAUUCGAGACUUAAUGCAAAGUGAACUAGUGGUACCCGAUUGGCUUCAUAAUGUAUUCUUGGGAUAUGGCGAGCCAGGAAGUGCUCAUUAUAGUAGGAUGCCUAACCGACCAAAAGAAAUUGAUUUUCGCGAUACUUUUCUCGAUUUCGAUCAUCUGAAAGAAAGUUUUCCAAAUAUGAAAAUCGUACCAGCAGGUCACAAAAAGUCGAUUUCGCCACCAUAUAUUCUUCAGUUUCCUGAGCCUUCAGAUUCCCAUCCGACAAAAAAACGUAAAGCAGGAAAGGAAAACGAGACGCUGAAAAAAUCUAAAACGAAAGAGAAUCAGAUUAUUGUGAGAACUUAUACUAUGCCUAAUAUGGGUCCUUAUCCUUUUAAUCAGCCUCGAAAGAAUACAAUUAGGUUUACUCCGAUACAAGUGGAGGCUAUUCGCGCAGGAACUAAUCCUGGGCUAACGAUGGUAGUUGGUCCCCCAGGUACGGGUAAGACCGACGUCGCGGUACAAAUAAUUGCCAACUUGUAUCAUAAUUUUCUAGAUCAACACACAUUGUUGGUUACUCAUAGUAAUCAAGCUCUAAAUCAAUUAUUUGAGAAAAUAAUGGCUCUUGACGUCGAUGAACGUCAUUUGUUGCGCUUGGGUCAUGGGGAGGAAGAGCUUAACACCGAGUUGAGCUUCAGUAAAUAUGGGCGCGUUAAUUCUUUUUUGGAAAAACGGCUUGCGUUACUGGCAGAAGUCGACCGUCUUGCCAAUUCCUUACAAAUUGGUGGCGAAUAUGGUUAUACCUGCGAGACUGCAGGAUACUUUUAUCUAUAUCAUAUAUUAUCAAGAUGGGAGCCAUAUAUAGACAAAUGUCGUCAACGAAUGAAUACUGGGGGUGAAAAUGUAGACUUUAUUAGAAAUAAUUUUCCUUUCACUGCUUAUUUCGACAAUGCACCACAGCCACUUUUCCCACCUGAAGUCAAUUACACCGAGACACUAGAAAUAGUAGAAGGUUGUUUCAGACAUAUUGAAAAAAUAUUUACCGAAUUGGAAGAGAUCCGUGGUUUUGAACUGUUGCGAACAAGUUAUGAUCGGGCGAAUUAUCUAUUAACUAAAGAAGCGAAAAUCAUUGCGAUGACAUGUACGCAUGCUGCUUUGAAGCGACGUGAGCUUGCUACUUUAGGCUUCAAGUAUGACAAUGUGGUAAUGGAAGAGGCGGCACAAAUACUUGAAGUAGAAACAUUCAUUCCAUUGCUUCUUCAAGAGACCGAGGAUGGCCGAAGUCGCCUAAAGAGAGUUAUUAUGAUUGGCGAUCAUAAUCAAUUACCCCCUGUUGUGAAAAAUAUGGCUUUUCAACAAUACGGGAAUAUGGAACAGAGUUUGUUCACAAGAUUUGUGAGGCUUAAUGUUCCUACGAUUGAUUUGGACUCUCAGGGUCGUGCUAGAUCUUCUAUUGCUGAAUUGUAUAAUUGGAGAUAUAAAAACCUAGGAAAUUUACCUGUUAUACACCAGCAACCUGAAUAUCAAAAAGCGAAUGCAGGAUUUACAUAUGAUUAUCAAUUGAUAAAUGUGGAUGAUUAUUUGAGUAAAGGAGAAACAGAACCAGUGCCAUAUUUUUAUCAAAAUCUCGGUGAGGCUGAAUAUGUAGUCGCUGUUUACCAAUACAUGCGAUUGCUGGGUUAUCCAGCUGAUCAGAUCACUAUCCUAACAACAUAUAACGGACAAAAAGCGUUAAUACGGGAUGUGUUAAAAAAACGAUGUUCGUGGAAUCCGUUAUUCGGGAGACCAGCAAAAGUAACGACCGUGGAUAAAUUCCAAGGACAGCAAAAUGAUUAUAUACUUUUAUCUUUAGUUCGUACCAGAUCAGUUGGUCACAUUCGGGAUGUGCGACGUCUUAUAGUGGCAAUGUCUCGAGCACGCCUCGGCUUAUACGUGUUUUGUCGACGCGCAUUAUUUGAGAAUUGUUACGAGUUAACACCGACGUUUAAUAAGUUACUGGAACGGCCUGAUAAGUUGAAAUUACGAAUAAAUGAAAUGUUGCCUACUGAUAGAGAUGUGGGAGAUUACAGCGAACCAUAUGAGAUUGCAGAUGUAACCCAUAUCGGACGAUACGUCUAUCAAAUGAUGCAAGAACAAUUGCAGUUUGCUAAAGAGCAGAAAGCAAGGAUUGAGAAAGAGGCGGCCGGAGAAGUUGAGGAAGAUACAGAAAUUCAAACUGUAGAUGAUGAAAGUAGUAAAGGAUUGUCUUCAUCAAGUAAUAACAAACAAUAA